This is a messenger RNA of Wyeomyia smithii (pitcher-plant mosquito), 2237 nucleotides long. RefSeq names its product zinc finger and BTB domain-containing protein 24-like. NCBI's taxonomy places the organism in Eukaryota, Metazoa, Arthropoda, Insecta, Diptera, Culicidae. Gene Ontology annotation, molecular function: zinc ion binding. Gene Ontology annotation, cellular component: nucleus. The transcript is spliced from 3 exons. Bases 335 to 2176 code for a protein of 613 amino acids. The record is from RefSeq and is a predicted model, not a curated record. Gene Ontology annotation, biological process: regulation of gene expression.
UUCCUAUAAUAACGAGUUUCUUUUUUCCACUGAGUCAGUGCAAAUCUACGCAGGUAUAAAGAAAAGGCAUCGAGUUUUGCGACGUAAGUAAGAAAGAGAUGCCAGAUAAUUGUUUACUAAUUAAACACGUGUGGUGGUGGACUAAAACUGACAAAUUUUACGGUGCGCUUCGGGCAGCACACCAGGUCAAUACUGGGUCAAAAUCUAGCAAAUAAAGAAGGGGUUUGACAGCAGUAAAGUUGGCUAUAUGACAAAGCGAGAUACUCGUGUAUCAGCGGAUUAAUCUGGCUUUUAUUUAACUUCACAUAUUCAAAUUGAAUCAAAAUAAGUUAAUAUGCAGAAAAAAACAGCCCGACGUGAUUGUUUCAUUCCGGGUUGUGCAUCCCAGAUGGGACAAGUCGUGUUCAUGAGUGCAUACAAAUCCGAUGGUUUACAACGCUGGUGGAGUGAAACUAUAUGGGCACAAAAACGCAAAAAUAAACAAAUACCAAAAAAUUCUCGCGUUUGCGAAAAGCACUUUGAAGAAAAGUAUAUUGAUCGUAGUUACAAGAUGCCCCGAUUAUUUCCUGAUGCUUGGCCUACGAUGAACAUAGCAACAGUUUUUUCUGAAGAACUUGUUUGCUCAGAAAGACAAAGUGACGAUCAAAAAACAGACGUUAAACAAGAAGUUAACCCUAGGGUUUACUGCCGAUUCUGUGGUCGAAAAGAAAAUCGUCCGAUCGAAAACCAACUUCACCAAUUACCUAAUGGCAAAGAAUUUUUGAAAUUCUGUUUGGGUCAAUAUUAUCAAAAAGAAUAUUUCCCGCAAGGAAUUUGCGAAAAUUGCAUGGAAACAGUACAGUUUUUGUUGAACUUUGUGAGACAAUGCAAUGAAACUCAGCAUCGAUUUGAUCAGAUUUUUGAACCACAGGAGCUCAAACUGGAGUUGAAUUGCGAUAUUACGGAAAAUAUACUGUUGAAACAAGAAAAAGAUGAAGAAUCUGAGUAUAUCAACGAAACAGAUAAUUCCAAAGAAAUGCGUUUUAAACCGGAAAAGGCAUUCAUACAAGAUGCUUCAGAUGACGAAACUUUUAUUGCAUCCGACCAAGAGAGUUCCGAUUCUUUUCGAUCUGAUGAAGAAUUUAGGCCAGACGUUAAUAACAAAUUAACAAUUGCAAACGCGAAAGCACUUAAAUCUAGGAUACGAGUUGAAAGUGAUUCGGAAUGUGAUUCUGAUACUAAACCUCUUAUUAAACGCAAAUAUAGAAAAAAAACUGAAUCUAAGCGAACAACCGAAUUCAAAGAUAAUCUUAUAGUUGUUGAUGAUUUUCCUGAUUCUGAACAAGAUAGUUAUGUGACGAAGAAAAUACGCCAACCAAAACCAAAACGAGAGCGAUCAUCGGCAGGCCCAGGCGAGACAAGUCGAAUAUGUCCAAUUUGUGGCAAAAUUUUAGUACACAAAGGCAAUUUUACAUCGCACUUGAAAAUUCAUAGUGACAAGAAAGACUAUGUGUGCAACAUUUGUGGAAAACAGUACUACAUACGGCGAGAAUUGCAAAUGCACAUCGAGUCUUUACACGAAAAAAAAACCUUUGUUUGCAAUAUUUGCGGCAUUAAAUGCGCUUGGAGAAAAGGUUUGCAAAGACAUAUGAAGAAUAAACAUUCCGAUGAAAGUUCUUUAAAGCAUAAAUGUACUUACUGUGGCAAAGCUUUCCUUCUACCGAAUCAGUUGAGGCUGCAUAUUAUGAAACAUACAGGAGACAGGAUUACCUGUGAUCUAUGCGGUGCUGGUUACAGAUUCAAUUAUAUGUUGACACAACAUAAAAUUCGCGAACAUGGCAUGGAGUUCAAGGGUGUGAAACUCUACAAGACUAGUAGUCGGUCUCGCAAAACUGUAGAAGCAAAACCUCCGGCAAACACAGUAAGCAGUACUGCUAUAGCAAACGUUGAUGACACUCAACCCAGUUCUGCGAGCGUUUCUCAUCUAACGGAUUCGAAUCAUGGUCCAAUUGCAUCGGUUGGGCCUUCGCAAUCCCAUCAUAUUCCUCAAUCGCAACAGGCGCAACAUGAGGAGAAUAUUCAGCAAUAUCAUACUACGACUCAAUUGGAACGUGUCCACUAUCAACCGAGCUUCGUUUACUCAACCGGAUCUGCCCCUGUAAUGAUGCUUCCUUCCAGCGGUGUUUACAAUGGUUAGCGAAAACGAUAAGCAACAAUAUAUCAUUGAUUUUGUUUUAAAAUAAAGAAUCGCUAACGCA